AUGGGGUGUCUACAAAACCCCACGAUCACUCUACAACAAGCAAAGGUUUCUUGGAGAGAAUUAUUUGUGCUUAAUCAUCACGGUGUCCAACAGCCAAAUGCAGAAGUGACAGAGCCUCCUAUUUACCGAUGGAGUCCUCCAAGUCUGGGCCAGUUUAGGAUUAACUGUGAUGCCAGUUUUUCUAGAGAUGGGUCGAAAGCAUCCCUGGCUGUUAUUCUUCGGAAUUGGGGAGGAAAGCUGGUAGAUGGUCGUACUUCUACUGUUCAUGUUUCGUUAACCCUGCAAAGAGAAGCCCAAGCGGUUCGAAUGGCAUGUGCCUUUUCUCAAACCCUCAACCUCAGAGAAGUCAGUGUGGAAGGGGAUAACAAAUCAGUCAUUGACUUAAGUGUAUCUGAACUGGUUCCUCCAUGGGAUUGCCUGGCCAUUAUACAUGACAUUCGCUCUACAAGGUCUCGAAGGGAUAUUUCUUUUAGUUGGUCGCCAAGAAGCACAAAUCAUGUGGCCCAUUAG
Messenger RNA from Camellia sinensis, 510 nucleotides. The record is from RefSeq and is a predicted model, not a curated record. NCBI's taxonomy places the organism in Eukaryota, Viridiplantae, Streptophyta, Magnoliopsida, Ericales, Theaceae.